AUGAAGUAUGUUAAAAUGGCUGAUAUUUUUGGAGUAUAAUUUAAAUAAGAAAUACAUAAAGAUGAAAAACUUUAAAAAUCUGUUUUUGGAGGAGUAUUAUCAAUUAUAGUUACUUCAGUUAGUCUAGGUUACUUUAUAUAUAUAAUGGAUUAAUGGAGAAAUUCUAAUAUCCUACCAAAAUCAACAAAUAUCAUAAAGGCUGAAAACUAUUCAUCAAUAUAGUUUAGUAAUGAGAAUCUAUUCGAAUUAUGUUAUUGGAAGUACUAAGAGGAUAUAAUUGAUCCGUUCAGAACCACUGAUAAUAUUUUAAUGCCAAUAGGUAUAUAUGUUAUUGCUGGUAUCCCUUAAAAACCCUUUUCGCUAUUGAGUAACAUAACAACUCUAUCAACUUACAAUAGUAAUUUAUUUUAUGUAGAGAAUCUGAAUAUUAUUUAAAAUAGUGGAUUUAAUCCUUUGUUAAAUUAAACUAAAGAAUUGCUCAUUAUUAUUACAAAAUGUAAAUAAUACUUGCUUUCUGAAAAUUAAACAUGUGCAAGUGAAAAUGAAAUUGAAAACUUUUUCAUUUCAUAAACUAAUAUCUUGAGCUUUUGGAUAAAUACUAAGUAUUUCAAUUCAAAAAGCAGGAUUUUUGAUAUUGUAAAAAAAUAAUACUAUAUUUCGUUUGAGAAAGAAAGAGCAUAAUAAAUUUAAGUAAUAGUAAAACAAUAAAAUACCAUAAUCGAUUCAGGAAUAUUAUUUGGAGAUUUUGAAGAAAAAGAUUUUAUAUUUGAUGCUUAAUUUUUAAUUAGUACAAUAUCUAUUGACUUUUUUAAAAAAAUGAUUAAUAUGGAUUCAUAUUUAACAUUUACAAUAAGAUUAGAUCCUUUUUCUUAUGAUACCUAAAUAGUUUAUCCUAAAUUAGGUGAGGUUUUAGCUUAAGUAGGAUCAAUAGUUAGUAUGAUUAUGAUGGUAUAAUAUCUAGCAUAUUAUUACAAUGAAAAUCUAUUAGAAAACACUCUUGUAGAAGCAGUUUUAAAAAGUCUUGUAUUAAAUUAUGAUUCUCUCAAAAAAUCAUAAGAGAAAUCUUAAAGAAUUACUUAUAAUAAUUUGCAAAAAUUAGCAAAAUAAAAAUUAGUAUUUAUGAACAUAAUAAAUGAACUUUCACGAAUUGAAUUAUUUUUAUUGAGUUUUUAUGAUAGUAUCUAAAUUAGCAAAAUUUCAUAGUUAAAAUUUCAGAUAAAUAAUGAAGCUAAAUAGGAUUCCAUGGAGGGAAUAUUCUCAAUAUUAUCUAAUAAUAGUUAAAAUAUAAUAAAUGAAGAAGAGUUUAAAGAUUUGUUCAAUGCAUUUAUUUUUAACCCAAUAGAAACAAAGAAAAUUAUGAUUCAAGAAAAUAUCUAAUGA
Messenger RNA from Paramecium pentaurelia, 1380 nucleotides. Lineage: Eukaryota; Ciliophora; Oligohymenophorea; Peniculida; Parameciidae. The record is from the annotation of a GenBank genome assembly.